Messenger RNA from Hydra vulgaris (swiftwater hydra), 1972 nucleotides. RefSeq lists its product as uncharacterized. The record is from RefSeq and is a predicted model, not a curated record. Lineage: Eukaryota; Metazoa; Cnidaria; Hydrozoa; Anthoathecata; Hydridae.
CAACUUGGUAUACUAAUUUAGAAUACUAAAUUUAGAAAACCAUAAAAUAAAUAAUAUGUGAAUUGUUUUACUACAUUUUGUAUGGCAGAAUCUUGUGUUAAAGGAUUUAAUAUCUACUUCUCUUGGAACUUUCCCGAUGAUUUGUCUCAAAAAAAUGUUGAAGAUGAUCUUUUUCAUAUAUUUGAUAUAUGUGAUGUAAUGAGAUCAGAAUCUCAAGUAGUUACAGCAAGCAUACAAGCAUCUAAAAAUGGUGUGAUUUUGUCUCGACCUAUUGCGUUCCAUGAAACAAUAGCUUGUGAGCUACAAAUUGAAUCUCAAGAUGAUCAAAAUGAAUAUGUUUUAUCAAAAUUGAUUGUUGUCAGUGAAGCAAAACAUUUAGAGCUCUAUGUGAAUGACAUGUACAUAAAGACUUCUAAAGGAUUAAUGCUAACUUUUCAAAAAGAAAGUUUGCCAUUAUUCCAAAGUGAAUUUGAUUUAGCUGCUCUCACUAAAAAGGCUGAUAAAGUUAGUCUCAAGUUUGUUUCACUCCCAUCUGAUAGUUUAAUGAAAUUGCAAACGGUCGUUGUUUUUCUAAGUAAAAUACCUCAACAAGAUUCAUUUAAUUUUGAUAAGGCUUCAUUCUCUGUGGACCUUAAGGGUAUUAGAGAAAUGAUUCAACAAAUGGGCCUCAAAGUUCCGGAAGCUGCAGAAAAUCUUAUGAAUGAUAUUGAACUCAAACAGAAUCGGGAAAAGUAUAAUCAACAAACCAUUCUAAAACAGAUGUAUAAUCAAGGCUCUUUCUCUCAAAUGUUGACUAAUCAAGGAUCUAACUCUCAAAUGUUGGGUUAUCAAAGUCCCAAAUCACAAAUGUUGGCUAAUAAUGGUUCUAUAUCUGAAAGGUCAAAUAAUAAUGGUUCUAUAUCUCAUAUUUUUGAUAGUAAAGUGUCUCAAAUGUUUAGUAAUCAAAGUUCCUCAUCUCAAAUUUUGACAAAUCAAGAAUCAGUUUCACAAAUAUUGACUAAUCAAGGCUCUAAAUCUGAACAAUCUAGUUUACUGAAAAACUUGCAACAACCAUCUUCUACUUUAAAUACACCAAUAUCUGGAGACAUUUUGUCUUUAACAAGACAAUCAAGUUUAUCUAGCAGAUCGCUACACAGUUUAUAUCCUAUUUCUCGUGAAUCUAUUGAGCCAGAUGGUUUAAUAGAAAUGGAAUUUUCUUCACGUAAAACAUCCUUCCGUGAAAAGAGUAGUAGUAGUCCGCCUAAGUCUGAAAAUUACAUUGUAUCAAAUAAAGACUAUUUAUCAAAAAGAUUAGGAAGUCCUACUAAUGAAGAACUUUAUAUGAGUGCUGCAAAUAUUUCCCAAGAAUCAGUAUUAGCUAAUGCUCAUUUAUAUCAAGAGACUUCAAAAGUUACUUCUUAUCAUAACCAAUGUGAAACUAUCUCUAAGCCAGCUUGUUUAACAUAUAGACCACAGCAUUUACAUAAAAAUAGGCGACAUAAAUCUCUGUCUGCUUUGCCAAAUGAUAUUCUUUUUCUUAUAAAGAAAGAAAAUGAAAAUAAAAUUACAAAUAGAACAGAAAAUCAAGUUUUUGCUGAAAGAUGGGAAAGCAACCACUGUACAAAUCAGAAAAUUUCAAAUCAUGUUGUAAAUUCUGAAGACUCUCCUUUUAAAAGAAAUAAUGUUCAAAAUCAAACAUGUUCAAUGUGUGCUUCUAAUGUUCAUAAAAUAAUUAUUGAUUAUAUUCAAGAAUCAGAAAAUCGAAUCACUCAACUUGUCAUUAGUAAAAUGGCGGAGUUAAGAUAUGACUUGAUUUCAAAAAUAGAUAAUAUUUGUAAUACAAUUGUUAGGGAAAAUAAUCACUUUACAUCAUCAAGCCAUUAUGAUGAUAAUCUUUCAGAUGUUUUAAAGUCCAUUGUUUAAUUUAUAUUUUUCUAAAUUUCUAAUUGUAUUUGUUAUUUUGACUUUAAAAAUUUUUGAGUUUAAAAAGUAC